Molecule: messenger RNA, 1895 nt
Organism: Drosophila innubila
Lineage: Eukaryota; Metazoa; Arthropoda; Insecta; Diptera; Drosophilidae
Gene: Tpst
Product: protein-tyrosine sulfotransferase
Exons: 7
Coding region: 120-1583 (487 amino acids)
Biological process (GO): peptidyl-tyrosine sulfation
Cellular component (GO): Golgi apparatus
Molecular function (GO): protein-tyrosine sulfotransferase activity
Source: RefSeq, a predicted model, not a curated record
AGUCUCGAAUUUGAAUUCGAGUCCAAGUCUGAGUCUGAGUUUGAUUGAAAUCAAAAAACAGUUUAGCAGAUUCACACCUCAGUUAACGCCAAUAAACGAACUAAGCACAAUCUGUAAAGAUGCGUCUGCCUUAUCGAAAUAAGAAGGUCACCCUUUGGGUUCUAUUCGCCAUAAUUGUUGUCACCAUGUUCCUAUUCAAAUUUACGGAAUUGCGACCCAACUGUCUCUUCAAAUUGGAUGCCACAAACGAUUUGGCAUCGCAAAUGGUUCGCGUGGAGAAAUACGUCACAGAUGACAAUCAACGCGUCUAUUCAUACAACCGUGAGAUGCCAUUAAUAUUCAUAGGCGGUGUACCCAGAUCUGGUACGACAUUAAUGCGCGCCAUGCUGGAUGCUCAUCCCGAUGUGCGCUGUGGGCAGGAGACGCGCGUCAUUCCGCGCAUUUUGCAGCUGCGCUCGCAUUGGCUAAAGUCCGAGAAGGAAUCGCUGCGCCUGCAGGAGGCGGGCAUCACCAAAGAGGUCAUGAAUAGCGCCAUCGCACAGUUCUGCUUGGAAAUCAUUGCGAAACAUGGUGAACCGGCGCCGCGUUUAUGUAACAAGGAUCCGCUCACACUCAAAAUGGGCUCCUAUGUAAUCGAGCUAUUUCCAAAUGCAAAAUUCCUAUUCAUGGUGCGCGACGGACGGGCGACGGUUCAUUCGAUUAUAUCCCGCAAGGUGACAAUAACCGGCUUCGAUUUGGCGAGCUACCGUCAAUGCAUGCAGAAGUGGAACCACGCCAUCGAGCUGAUGCACGAACAGUGUCGGGACAUUGGCAAGGAGCGAUGCAUGAUGGUUUACUACGAGCAGCUGGUGCUGCAUCCAGAGGAAUGGAUGCGAAAAAUCUUGAAAUUCUUGGAUGUGCCAUGGAACGAUGCGGUGCUGCAUCAUGAGGAAUUUAUUAAUAAGCCCAACGGAGUGCCGCUAUCCAAGGUGGAGAGGUCGUCAGAUCAGGUCAUCAAGCCGGUCAAUCUUGAGGCGCUGUCCAAGUGGGUGGACCAAAUACCCGGCGAUGUGGUGCAUGACAUGGCCAACAUAGCGCCCAUGCUAUCCGUGCUGGGCUACGAUCCGUAUGCGAACCCACCGGACUACGGUAAGCCAGAUGCAUGGGUGCAGGACAAUACAUCUAAGCUAAAAGCCAACCGCAUGCUGUGGGAAAGUAAAGCGAAGCAAGUGUUGCAGAUGGAUACUAAUCCAGAUGAGGAUAACACUAACAACAACAACAACAACAAUAUUGAGGAUAAUGCCAUUGACAACAACAACAACAAUAUCAAUAAAAUAAUGCCACAACAGCAACAACAUGAAGAACAACAAGAGGAACAGGAGCAGCAGGAUUUGGAGCAGGUACGGGAACAGGAACAGGAGCAGGAGCGCAAAAAGUCACAGCUGUUGCAACCAAAACAAAAGCCAAAAGAUGUCAUAACGAUAAAGCAGCUGACGUCUAACUCCAACAGCAACAACAACCACAACAACAACAUUGACAACAACAGCAAAAAGAAGAGCAACAACAAUGGCAAGCAAUAUGUCGGUGCAGUCGAGGACACAUGAUAUCCGCAUAUACCCAUCAGAUUGCCACGCAGCAAACAUUGAGAUGACACACGACAGCAAAAGCAGCAACAACAACAACUACAAAUUUGAAAUGCUAUAUUUUCAACUGUGCUUUCGGCUCAAUUGUCAGUCAUUGUGUUGUAAACCAAACUAAAUGUACCAAAACUUGAAGACAGGAUAUACAAAUACAUAUAGAUUCUAUAUACAUAAAUAUGUAUGUAUACUAUGUAUGAUGUAUAUGAUAAGUUACAGAUGUUUAGCAUAUACCACCAAAAUAAUUCUUUAACUAAAAACGAAAUCUAAAUUGAAUAA